Lepidothrix coronata (blue-crowned manakin) is the source of this 837-nucleotide messenger RNA. RefSeq names its product leucine rich repeat containing 10 (gene LRRC10). Lineage: Eukaryota; Metazoa; Chordata; Aves; Passeriformes; Pipridae. The transcript has a single exon. Gene Ontology annotation, molecular function: protein binding. The record is from RefSeq and is a predicted model, not a curated record. The coding region runs from base 1 to 837 and encodes 278 amino acids.
AUGGGCAACAAUCUGAAAGCCAUAGUUGCUUUUGUGCCCUCCAGCAAGUGCCAGAAGUACCUCCUAGAAGACCUAGAAGAGAUGCCAGUGGAUAAAAUGGUGGAUAUGAGUGGCAGGCAGCUGAGGCGGCUGCCUCUGCACAUUUGCUCUUUUCGGGAACUGGUUAAGCUGUACCUGAGCGACAACAACCUGAACCAUCUGCCCCCCGAGCUGGAGCAGCUGCAAAACCUGCAGAUAUUGGCACUGGACUUCAACAACUUCAAAGCGCUGCCCCUAGUUGUGUGCACACUGAAGCAGCUGUGCAUUCUCUACCUGGGCAACAACAAGCUCUGCAGCCUGCCCCUUGAGCUGCGGCUCCUGCAGAACCUCAAGACCCUCUGGAUCGAGUCCAACUGCCUGCAGUACCUGCCCGAGGUGGUGUGUGAGCUCAGCCUGCUGAAGACCCUGCACGCCGGCUCCAACGCACUGCGCACACUCCCUCCCCAGCUGCAGUGCCUGCAGGAGCUGCGCACCAUCUGGCUGUCAGGCAACCUGCUCUCUGAGUUUCCUCCUGUGCUCCUGAACAUGCCAUUUCUGGAGGUCAUUGACGUGGACCGCAAUUCCAUCCGGUUCUUCCCCAGCCUAGCUCACCUCCCUGGCCUGAAGCUGGUGAUCUAUGACCACAACCCCUGCAGGAACGCUCCCAAAGUGGCCAAAGGAGUGCGCAGGGUGGGGAGGUGGUCAGAGGAGACUCCUGAGCCCCGCAAGCGGUCCGGGGCAGUGAUAGAUAUCACGCUUGACGAGAAACCCUUGCUACCUCCUGCCGCGAAGACCAAGCCAGAAGCCGAGCCCUGCUGA